UUUUUUUAACGGAAAAAAUAAAAUUAAGUUGUCAUAACCUAAUUGUCUGUGCUGGGGAAUUGAAACAGUGAAGUGCGAGGACUCUGCUCACAAGAGAGAGAUGGGCGAUCAGCGAUCUGUUACAUGUAACUGUAUCGUCUUAGUCUGUGCUUUUUUGCUGUUUGCUGUUACUGGGUCAUAUGGGUCUCCCUAUGGAACUCGUAAAACAGGCGGGUCAUCUGUAUUUUCUUUAUUUAAUCUCAAAGCGAAGAGUAGGUUUUGGAGUGAGGCUGUUAUACGUGAAGAUUUUGAUGAUCUGGAAUCUUCAAGCCCUGGAAAAAUGGGAGCUCUCAAUUACACUAAGUCAGGUAAUAUUGCAAAUUAUCUAAAGCUUCAGGAAGUGGAUUCUAUGUAUCUCCCUGUUCCUGUGAAUUUCAUUUUCAUAGGAUUUGAAGGAAAGGGGAACCAAGAAUUCAAGCUUCAUCCAGAAGAACUUGAGCGCUGGUUCAUGAAAAUUGACCAUAUCUUUGAACAUACACGAGUUCCACAAAUUGGAGAAGUUCUCACCCCAUUUUACAAGAUUAGUGUAGAUAAAGAACAACGCCACAAUCUUCCCAUUAUCAGUCACAUUAAUUACAAUUUUUCAGUUCAUGCUAUUCAAAUGGGUGAAAAGGUUACUUCUAUCUUUGAGCGUGCCAUCAAUAUUUUGGCUCGCAAGGAUGAUGUGUCUGCUAAAAGUGAUGAUGGGGAUGUCCUUUGGCAAGUGGAUGUGGAUAUGAUGGAUGUUCUUUUUGCUAGCCUUGUAGAAUAUCUACAACUUGAAAAUGCAUAUAAUAUUUUCAUUUUGAAUCCCAAGUAUGACUUGAAGAGAGCAAAAUAUGGAUACCGGAGCGGUUUAUCAGAGUCUGAAAUAACUUUUCUGAAGGAGAACAAGAGUUUGCAAACAAAAAUUCUUCAGUCAGGAAGCAUUCCUGAAAGUGUCCUUGAACUUGAGAAGAUUAAGAGACCUCUGUAUGAAAAGCAUCCAAUGGCAAAAUUUGCCUGGACAGUAACUGAAGACACUGAUACAGUGGAAUGGUAUAAUAUCUGGUUGAAUGCGCUCAAUAAUGUUGAGAAGUUAUACCAAGGAAAUGACACUUCGGAUAUCAUUCAGAAUAAAGUUCUACAGUUAUUGAAAGGGAAGAAAAAUGAAGAUAUGAAACUUAUUCUUGAAAAGGAGUUAAAAUCAGGGGACUUUAGUGGUUUUCAUGCAGAAUGUCUUACAGAUACAUGGAUUGGAAGGGACAGGUGGGCAUUCAUUGAUUUAACCGCUGGCCCUUUCUCUUGGGGCCCUGCUGUUGGUGGAGAAGGUGUGCGCACAGACCAUAGUUUGCCUAAUGUUACCAAAACCAUUGGUGCAGUUGCAGAAAUUUCAGAAGAUGAAGCUGAAGAUCGGUUGCAAGAUGCAAUUCAGGAAAAGUUUGCAGUAUUUGGUGAUAAAGAUCAUCAAGCCAUUGAUAUCCUUUUGGCGGAGAUUGAUAUUUAUGAGCUUUUUGCAUUCAAGCACUGCAAGGGAAGGAAAGUGAAGCUAGCUCUUUGUGAAGAGCUUGAUGAGAGAAUGCAGGAUUUGAAAAAUGAGCUCCAAUCAUUUGAAGGUGAGGAAUAUGACGAGAGUCAUAAAAGGAAGGCUAUAGAGGCAUUAAAAAGAAUGGAGAGUUGGAAUCUUUUCAGCGACACUUAUGAGCAGGAGUUUCAGAACUACACGGUUGCACGGGAUACUUUUCUGGCUCAUUUAGGCGCUACACUGUGGGGUUCCAUGAGGCACAUAAUAUCACCUUCAAUUGCUGACGGUGCUUUCCACUAUUAUGAGAAGAUAUCCUUUCAGUUGUUUUUCAUUACACAGGAGAAAGUUAGGACUGUUAAACAACUACCUGUGGAUCUCAAGGCUCUCAUGGAUGGGCUUUCCUCCUUGUUGUUGCCUUCCCAAAAGGCUAUGUUCAGCCAGACCCUAUUAUCACUUUCAGAAGAUCCUGCCUUGGCAAUGGCAUUUUCAGUUGCACGGCGUGCAGCAGCUGUUCCACUUUUACUUGUUAAUGGAACAUAUAGAAAGACCAUUCGGUCCUAUCUUGAUUCUUCUAUUCUUCAGUAUCAAUUGCAGAGGUUGAAUGAACAUGGUUCUCUCAAAGGAGCACAUGCCCAUACCAGGUCUACACUUGAAGUUCCUAUCUUCUGGUUCAUUCAUGGAGAGCCAUUAUUGGUUGACAAGCAUUAUCAAGCAAAGGCUCUUUCAGACAUGGUUAUUGUUGUCCAGUCAGAGCCGCCAUCCUGGGAAAGCUAUUUGCAAUGCAAUGGGCAGUCACUUUUGUGGGACUUGAGGAGGCCCAUAAAAGCUUCAAUGGCUGCUGUUUCUGAACAUCUGGCUGGUUUACUUCCCCUUCAUAUUGCCUAUAGCCAUGCCCAUGAAACUGCAAUUGAGGACUGGAUAUGGUCUGUCGGAUGCAAUCCUUUUUCCAUAACUUCCCAGGGCUGGCACAUAUCACAGUUUCAGUCAGAUACAAUUGGUCGGAGUUAUAUAAUCACGACUCUUGAAGAGUCGAUACAACUGGUCAAUUCUGCCACUCAUCGUCUACUAAUGGAGCGUACAUCUGAGAAGACCUUCAGGCUCUUUCAAUCCAAAGAGCAAGAGCUUGUGAACAAGUAUAAUUAUGUGGUUAGCCUGUGGAGAAGAAUCUCAACCAUUGCUGGAGAAUUGCGUUAUGUGGAUGCCAUGAGGCUUCUUUAUACGUUAGAGGAUGCUUCCAAAGGGUUUGCUGAUCAAGUGAAUGCAACUAUAGCUCUUCUCCACCCAAUUCACUGCACAAGAGAGAGAAAAGUGCAUGUAGUGUUUGAUAUGACUACAAUUCCUGCAUUCUUAACUGUUCUCGGUGUUCUUUACAUCGUCUUGAAGCCAGGGCGACCAAAGCCCAAAAUUAAUUGAGAAUAAUUCUGAGCAGAGUUUAUGGAUGUGAAAGGUGCAAUGCAAAGUUUGUGUUUCCUUGUACAUGUAUACACAUUUACUUUGAUGCUUGAGGCAGAGAAAAUAGAAAUGAGAAUAGAAAAGUGCAGCCCGUUACUAGUUGAUCCAACUUGGAAAAUUUCUAACAUUUGCAAACUGUAACCUGCAAUUGAAUUGUAUCUUUAUUGAUGAUGUAGCAACCUGAAAUUUUUGCAGCUUAUAUGUAUCACUGCAGCAUUUUAGUGGAGGUAAAGAACCAGGCAUAAA
Messenger RNA from Hevea brasiliensis (rubber tree), 3220 nucleotides. RefSeq lists its product as uncharacterized. The record is from RefSeq and is a predicted model, not a curated record. Lineage: Eukaryota; Viridiplantae; Streptophyta; Magnoliopsida; Malpighiales; Euphorbiaceae. The coding region runs from base 101 to 2935 and encodes 944 amino acids. The transcript is spliced from 25 exons.